Messenger RNA from Brenthis ino (lesser marbled fritillary), 2295 nucleotides. The record is from the annotation of a GenBank genome assembly. Lineage: Eukaryota; Metazoa; Arthropoda; Insecta; Lepidoptera; Nymphalidae.
AUGGGUAUUAGGGAAGCCUGUCGGAUAUAUGGCGUACCAAAAACAACAGUACAUGAUCGUAUUUCAGGCAAAGUUGCCAAUAAUAAGAAACCAAAAGUUGGCCCUGACCCUAUUUUAGGUCGUGAGGGAGAAGAAAAAUUAAAAACUUGGGUACUGGACAUGGCUAAAUGUGGCUUUCCAAUAAAUAAAAAAGAGUUACUCGAAAGCGUUGCUAAUAUAGUACGAGAUACGAACAUUAAAAAUCCAUUCAAGGAUGGUGUUCCUGGAGACACAUGGUAUCAAGCUUUUUUAAGACGUCAUCCCGAUGUAAAUGUUAGAGAGCCGGAGGGAAUAAAUAAUGCACGAGCAGCAGUAACGGAGAAUCGCGUCAGGUUCUGGUUUAAAGACCUAAAAGAAUAUAUGAAAUCCAUUGACGCGCUAGAUGUAUUUGAUAAUCCUACAAGGAUAUUUAAUGGAGACGAGACGGGGUUUUCACUUUGCCCAAAAAGUGGGAAAGUUUUAGGACCAAGAGGCUAUAAGAACCUGUACAUAAUUAAGAAAACCAAUGAUAAAGAGAACAUCAGCGUCUUGAUUGUAUUUUCGGCAGAUGGUAAAAUAUGUCCACCUUUGGUCAUAUUCCCCUAUGUCAGACCGCCUAAGACCCUCAUUGAAAGUAUGCCUCCGACAUGGAUUCUUGGAAGAUCUGAAAGUGGAUGGAUGAAAAGUGAUGUGUUUUUUGAAUACAUUAGUAAUAGUUUUCAUACUUGGCUGAUUAAGAAUGAAAUAAAAAAACCUGUGCUCCUUUUUGUUGAUGGCCAUAAGUCUCACAUGACCUAUGCUCUCAGCCAAUUCUGUGAAACAAAUGGGAUAAUCCUAUAUGCCUUACCACCAAAUACAACCCACAUGCUUCAACCGGCAGACGUGAGCGUCUUUAGACCACUGAAACAAGAGUGGAAAAAGACGGUUAAAAACUGGCAAGCUCGUGAUGAAAAUGUAAACCAGACGGUAACAAAAAUAAAUUUUUGCAAAAUUCUUAACGAGACUCUGACUAAUAUCGACCUGAGAAAUGCCAUAGUAAAUGGAUUUCGCAAAUGUGGGCUGUACCCAUUAAACGAAGAUGCUGUGGACUACACGAAAUGCAUUAAAGAUAUACAACAACGAAAAAGGGUUUCUAACACCAAUCAAAAAACUAUUUCUGGUAGAGACUACGAUACAGCCACAAAAGUGAUUACCCAAAUUAAAGAAGAACUCUCCAGGCACAGCGUUGAUACCAAAGUAGUUCUGGCUGAAAUAGAAAAAGCGAAGAUGAAAUAUAUUUCGAAUCGCCGUUCCAAAUCGAAGACACCACGAACUUCUGCAACAUCAAAUGUAAGCACAAGUAUAUUGGUUGAAGAUCUACUACCAAUGUCGGCCUCCUCUCCCAAACAGAAUAUACAGAACGCCGAAUUAAGAACUGACGCAUGUCUAUAUACAGAGGAAGAAGAUUCUGGAGUCAUGAAUUUCCUUGAUCCGGGAUCAUUUAUAUCACUUAAUAAUAUAUCUAUUUUGCCAAUAGGUGAAGUUGAGAUCUCCCAAGAUAACUCAAUGCUUGAUAACUUUGCAAACAACCAAUCUAUCUCUUUAACUACAGUAGCAGAAAUACACAACAAGAAUGAUUUUGCUGAAGCCGAUCACCAUCAACCUCCACCUAGGGAUGUUUUAGCAGCAAUUACAGAUAAUGUCUCUUUAAAUCCAGCAGCAGAUACCUACAAUGUGAAAGAUUUCGUGGAAGCAGAAAACCAACAACCUCCAGUAGUAUCACUUACAGAUAAUAUAACUUUUACCACUACAACAUCUUUUGAUGAGGUCUUUGAAAAACAUCUCCGUUUUCCAGAAUCUGAAUCUUCAUCAGCACCAAAAGCAAGAACUGGUCUUAAACUUCCGAGUGCGAUUUCUUCAGGCGCCUGGAGAAAAUUCUACGAAAACAAAGAAAAAGAAAAAGAAAAUAAAAUAAUAACUAAGAAAAUUAAACAAGUAUUAAGAGCAGAUGCAAAAGAAAAGAAAGCUAAGGAGAAAGAUAGUAAAGUCAAAGAAAAGAAGAAAGUAACAGUCAGGAGCACUUCAAAGAAGAUGCUAAAAAGAUCGUGCCAAAAUAAAGCAAUAAAAUGUAGCCAAUGUUCUGAUGAUUUGAUCAGCGACGUAGAAGAUGACGCUGAAAAAAAUAUAGGUUGCGACCAUUGUGCAAGGUGGUUUCACUUAAAAUGCACAGUUUUAAAACAAACUCCGUACGUUGAAGCUGCCCAAUCUGAUUAUACUUGUCCAUUUUGUAAACACCAG